AUGUUGACUCUUCUCUGUUUUGUGUUGCUUUUUCUGCAAAUCGUUGCCUCUGACAAUGGCUGUCCAACUGACUAUUCCUAUUCGAGCGACUUCAACAAAUGCAUCAAGUUUUUCGAUGUUCCAGCUACCCAAUGGGAUGCCAACAUGUUGUACUGCAAACCGAGUGGUGGAUCUCUUUUAUCAAUCCAUAACUCCUUCGAAAACUCGUUCGUCUUCGAUUUACAACAAACUAUCGGUGUGGCACGCAGUUGGAUUGGGGCUACGAAACCGCCAGGCAAUAACUGGAUUUGGUUCGAUGGAACAAACUUCAACUACAUGUACGGAUUACUGGAUAUUCCGUCACCCGAUGAUCAAGCCAAGGGCGCGUACAUCGAUUUGGCCGAACGAAAGUGGAAAGUGGCAGAUUGGUCGAUGAAAUUGCCCUUUUUCUGCGCGGCUACCCCAACGACUCCUCCAAAUGCCAAAUCUAAAGCCAGUGCCGGCUCUUCGAUCAACAAUCUGAAUCGUGCGAUUCGCGUCAGUUCAAAGAUCGGUGUU
Mesorhabditis belari is the source of this 537-nucleotide messenger RNA. The record is from the annotation of a GenBank genome assembly. NCBI's taxonomy places the organism in Eukaryota, Metazoa, Nematoda, Chromadorea, Rhabditida, Rhabditidae.